ACCGGCAAGCCGCUGUGUGUCGGAGUGUUGGUUGAUUUGCUGUCAUGUCUGGCAGAGGCAAAGGCGGGAAGGGGCUCGGCAAGGGGGGCGCUAAGCGCCACCGCAAAGUGCUGCGCGACAACAUCCAGGGCAUCACCAAGCCGGCCAUCCGCCGCUUGGCUCGCCGCGGUGGUGUGAAGCGUAUCUCGGGGCUGAUCUACGAGGAGACCCGCGGUGUGCUCAAGGUCUUCCUGGAGAACGUGAUCCGCGAUGCUGUCACCUACACGGAGCACGCCAAGAGGAAGACGGUGACGGCCAUGGACGUGGUGUAUGCCCUCAAGCGCCAGGGACGUACCCUGUACGGCUUCGGCGGCUAAAGCUUUCUGCCUCCUGACCGUUUUGAAGACCCCAAAGGCUCUUUUAAGAGCCACC
Molecule: messenger RNA, 411 nt
Organism: Pogoniulus pusillus (Red-fronted tinkerbird)
Lineage: Eukaryota; Metazoa; Chordata; Aves; Piciformes; Lybiidae
Product: histone H4
Exons: 1
Coding region: 45-356 (103 amino acids)
Biological process (GO): nucleosome assembly
Cellular component (GO): nucleosome
Molecular function (GO): protein heterodimerization activity; DNA binding; structural constituent of chromatin
Source: RefSeq, a predicted model, not a curated record